AUGCGGCGAGUGGCACAUGUUGUACGUGUCGAGCAGAUCGUUGAAAGCCUCUUAGCUUCGAUCAAGGAGAAAAAGAAACGAAAUAAUUACCUUUGGAAUCAUCAUGUAUUCUUCUUGUUUCGCCUCCUCUUACUGGCUCUCUUUGUUUCACUCUCCCAAUUCAUUUCUUUAAACUCUCACUCACUCUUUCACUCUCUCUCUCUCACUCCCUCUCUCUCUCUCUGUUUCUCUCUCUCUCUCAUUCCGUCUCUCUAUCUCUUUACUUCAUGCAUUGAUUGCCCUUUUUAUUUCUUUGCCAAAUGUUUGUUUCUAUUUUUCAUCUUUUCUUUCUUUCUUUCUUUCUUUCUUUCUAUUUCUUUCUUUCUUUCUUUCUUUCUUUCAGUCUUUCUUUAUUCAUUCUUUCUUACUUUCACUUACACAUUUCAUUUUAUUUCUCUACUUAAAUAUUCUUUUUCUUUCUUCCUUUUCUAUUUUCUUUCUUUCAUUCAUUCAUUCAUUCAUUCAUUCUUUCUUUCUUUCUAUCUUUCCCUUUUUAUUUCUUUCUUUCAUUCUUUAUUUCUUUCAUUUACACUGUUCAAUUUUAUUUCUGUACAUAAAUAUUCUUUCUUUUCCUUUUUAUCUUUCAUCCAUUCUUUCUUUCCUUCCUUUUUCCUUUCAUUCUUUCUUUCUUUCACUUACACAUUUCAUUAUUAUUUCUGUACUUUUCUUUCUUCCUUUUCUUUUUCCUUUCUUUCAGCCAUUCUUUCUUUCUUUCUUUUUUUCUUUCUUUCAUUCUUUCUUUCUUUCCUUUUUUCUUUAUUUCAUUCUUUCUUUCUUUUCUUUUUUCUUUCUUUCAUUCAUUCUUUCUUUCUUUGCUUUUUUCUUUAUUUCAUUCUUUCUUUCUUUUCUUUUUUCUUUCUUUCAUUCAUUCUUUCUUUCUUUCCUUUUUUCUUUCUUUCAUUCUUUCUUUCUUUUCUUUUUUCUUUCUUUCUUUCAUUCAUUCUUUCUUUCCUUUUUUCUUUCUUUCAUUCUUUCUUUCUUUUCUUUUUUCUUUCUUUCAUUCAUUCUUUCUUUCUUUCCUUUUUUGUUUCUUUCUUUCAUUCUUUCUUUUCUUUUUUCUUUCUUUCAUUCAUUCAUUCUUUCUUUCCUUUUUUUCUUUCUUUCAUGCCUUUCUUUCUUUCACUUAUACAUUUCCGUCUUAUUUCUCUACUUAAAUAUUCCUUUUCUUUCCUCCUUUUCUUUUUUCUUUCUUUCUUUCAUUAUUUCUUUAUUUUUUUUUUUCUUUCUUUCAUUCAUUGUUUUUUCCUUUCUUUCUUUCAUUCUUUCUUUCAUUCACUUACACAUGUCAUUAUUAUUUCUCUACUUAAAUAUUCCUUUUCUUUCUUCCUUUUCUUUUUUCUUUCUUUCUUUUAUUUCUCCUGUCUUUUCUUUUUUCUUUCUUUCAUUCAUUCUUUCUUUCCUUCACUCUUUCUUUCCUUUUUUCUUUCUUUCUUUCAUGCUUUCUUUCUUUCACUUAUAAAUUUCCGUUUUAUUUCUCUAUUUAAAUAUUAUUUCUAUUUCUUUCUGAAUUUCUUUCUAUCUUUGUUUUCCUUUCUUUCUUUCUUUCUUUCUUUCUUUCUUUCUUUCUUUCUUUCUUUCUUUCUUUCACUUACACAUUUCAUUAUUAUUUCUCUCCUUUUCUUUCUUCCUUUUCUUUUUCCUUUCUUUCAUUCAUUCUUUCUUUCUUUCCUUUUUUCUUUCUUUCUUUCAUUCUUUCUUUUCUUUUUUCUUUCUUUCUUUCAUUCAUUCUUUCUUUCCUUUUUUCUUUCUUUCUUUCAUUCAUUCUUUCUUUCCUUUUUUCUUUCUUUCUUUCAUUCAUUCUUUCUUUCUUUUUUUUCUUUCUUUCAUGCCUUUCUUUCUUUCACUUAUACAUUUCCGUUUUAUUUCUCUACUUAA
Messenger RNA from Acanthosepion pharaonis, 1914 nucleotides. The record is from the annotation of a GenBank genome assembly. NCBI's taxonomy places the organism in Eukaryota, Metazoa, Mollusca, Cephalopoda, Sepiida, Sepiidae.